Molecule: messenger RNA, 3262 nt
Organism: Sturnus vulgaris (Common starling)
Lineage: Eukaryota; Metazoa; Chordata; Aves; Passeriformes; Sturnidae
Source: RefSeq, a predicted model, not a curated record
UCUUAUGCGUUUUGCUACGUUUUGUCUUCUUGUCCAAGUUUUACUUGCCCACUGGUUUAUCGUAAGAGAGGAAGGCCAGUAGUGUCAAAUGCGGGGAUAUCCAUUCUGCUAUUCCUCCUGGUUUUAUUCCCUGUAAGAUGGAUGGGCCAGGAGUGUCAAACACAGGGAUGUCCAUCCUGAUGCCUUCCCUCACUAAGCACUUAAGCUCAGUUUGGCAUCUUGAGCGCUGAGCUCUUGGCAGGUGUUUCUGCACCAAUGAUUAAUUUCAGGAGAGUAACCAUCUUGACAGGCAAAUAAAAGCUACAGAAUCCCAGCCCUGCUAAUUUGCAGCAAUUCGUGGAGAAAAGCCAGUAUACAGCAUUUGCUGACAAGAUUUAUCUCUCCAAUUGAUUGCAGUUAACAUCAUGCUUCCCUUAGACAGAUGAAGAUUACAGAGCUCUGCCUUCAAGAAGGAAGGCAUCUGCUAAUUGCAUUCAUUAAUUACAUGGACUCUGCUGAAUGGCAUUCUCCAGUAUGGAAAAAUGAAAAAUGUUUGAUUGUGUGUAUUUAUUUGUAAUAGAAACAUAAAGCCCCUAGCCAAUGAUUUAAACAGAGAUUUAGUGGGAGUAUCAGCCUAAAUAGCAAAGUGUGAAUUUACAGCUUAACGUUUUAGUAAGUGAUGAAACUAAAGCCAGUUCUUAAAGCAGAGUCAAGCACACAACAAAAAUACUGCUAAACAUGUAUGAAUUUUUUUUCUUAAGAUACACACAAAUAAAGAGAAACUAAUGAAUUGCAAAGUGGUAAGACUGUUUCAUUGUCAUAUCCUUCCCGUUCUCCCUUUGUCUAAUUUUAAGGACAACCUGCACAGCUAUUAGAUGGAGAAGUCUGUGAUUCUUCUCUUGUGAAAAAUUGUCGGGCUGGGAUGAAAGUUGUUUUUCUUCAUGCAUCAUUCUGCUGGUUUCUGAAAACCACUUCAGGAGAGAGAAAACAAUUGCAAAACAAUGACUUCAGUUUCUUGUUUGUUUGUGCUUGAAGUCUUGCUCUUGUGGAAGCAUAGGCCUGAAAUGCUUCCCAGGUUGUCAGUUUCAGGGGAGGUUCAAAAACUGUGCCCUGAAGCAAGGAAGUCUGAGUUAUUGAAAAGAAAUUAGAGAGCAAGGUGAGGAAGGAAAAAGGAUAUGGAAAUACUAAUGGAUGGGUGAAGGAGAUCUAAGCAGGAAGGCUGGAAAACAUUUCCUCUCCCUUCAGGCCACUUCUUGCUAGUGUACUCACAGGAUCAGCAUAGGAAAGGCCCAGGGUCUGCAAGAGAAGGCCCUGCAAUGUCAGAGUCUUCCCGCAAAAUCUGAAGAUUCAGUGGAAGAACCCUAAAUGGGAGUAGAUUGCUGUUUGUAUAUCUUCAGGGCAGAGGGAGAGAGAUGUUAAAAGGUUGCACAUUUAAUUUUUAGCUCAAUCCACUGUCCCACUAACUGUUGUUUCUCACUGGGUAAGUUUAGAAUACUCUUGUGAAUGGGUCUCUUAGUAGCUUCUUGCUCAAAUACCACUUCUUUCAGACUUAAGACUGGGCAGAGGAAAGGCACAAGAACACAGGGACCUCUUCUUCUUGAAGUCCCUGGUGGUGCAAAGCCUUGAAGUCACUGAAAAAACAUCAAUUACGAAGCAUUUUUCUCUUUUCUGGAAUUGUCAUCCAUCACUAUGAAACCCACAUACUAUGAGUUUGUUUCAAGCUUUGUGCCUCUUCACUUACUGCAGAUAAGCUGUGCUUCGAGCUGUCCUGGGGAAGGCUGUUGUCCUUGGGGAAGCAUGGCCUUCCGUGGCUGGAAGCGGCUGUUCCUCUGGGGCAGGCAGAACACCCUUGCCAAGGUGUGGAGAAGCAGGAGGGGAGGCCCCGCUCUGUGCUGGGAGCGCUGCUGCCAUUGGAGCACAGGCAAGUCUCUGGACCCCGAGGUGAGAGCGUUUUUGGAGGAGAACACCGAGGUCACCAACAGCGGGCAUCUCACACCAGAGAUCCGUCUGCGCCUCCUCACCCCUCGCUGUAGAUUCUGGAGAGAAAAACCUGACCUGUGGCCUUAUGGGGACCCCUUCUGGGCAAUUUACUGGCCAGGAGGCCAAGCCCUUUCCAGGUAUAUUUUAGAUAAUCCACAUGUGGUUAAAGGGCGAUCAGUUCUGGAUCUUGGAAGUGGAUGUGGGGCAACAGCAAUAGCUGCUGUGAUGAGUGGUGCAUCCCAAGUCCUUGCCAAUGACAUUGACCCUAUUGCAGGAAUGGCAAUGAUCUUGAACUGUGAACUGAACCACCUGAACCCCUUCCCCAUCACCAUUAAGAACAUCAUCAAUUCAGAGGCUGGCAACUGGGACCUCAUAGUUCUAGGAGAUAUGUUUUAUGAUGAACAGCUUGCUGAUGGUCUGCAUCACUGGCUGCAGAAGUGCAUCAGGAUUCACCAGACUGAAGUGCUGAUUGGUGACCCUGGCAGGCAUCAGUUUUUAAGCCACAGCAUUCGCAAUGAGCUGCACAAAGUUAUAGAAUAUUCCCUGCCUGAGUAUACGAGACAAGAAAACUACGGGCUAACAUCAAGUAUUGUGUGGAGCUAUCAGCCCUCAAACAGCUUAGACGACUCUUGAACCUGCCUUUCUAUGGGAUUUUGUCUCACUUGGUUGGCUUUCUGCAGGUAUAUAAAACGAAUACAGGAAUUAAACAGGGAACAUUAUCUGUUAAAGUAAAGCAGCUUACUGUACCUUCACUGGACUGAUUUCAAUCAUACUCAUUGAGGUUUUUGCUCAAUUUGAGGUAAAAGCUACAUGCAAACUGUGUUCAAAGGGGCCUGCACUGAAGUGCAGAUCUACAGACAACUUACGUGUAGGAGUUUGCAUGCUUGAUGUUUCCCAUGUAUAUUUGUGUCUUGCUGACAUUACUGUGAAAUGUUUUGGAUGUCCAGCAUACUGCUGUGGGGAGAGUGCUGUGGCUGAAGGACUACUGCACUGCUUCCAUAGGCUUUUGCAGCUUAUUUAUAGAAAAUUUCUAAAUAUAGGAAAUUAUUGCAGUCCUCCAGAGAAUUCUCCACUAGAUUAUUAGCUCAUAAUAUGCUCAACUUGAAGUGCCUUGCUCUCUUUCUGGGUAUCUCUUCUGAAUGUUAAAGUAACUAAUUUGAAUCUCCCCCUUUCCCCCUAUAAUAAAAAUUUCCUCUCCCUUGAAACUGCCAGAGUGAUUAUGUAGGAGUUGUACCAAAUCUAAACUCUACUUCUUGACUGCCAGCCAGUGUAAAAGCUUUAAUAAAUGGAAAGUGAAUAAAUA